Messenger RNA from Rhopalosiphum padi (bird cherry-oat aphid), 591 nucleotides. Its product is annotated as histone H2B-like. NCBI's taxonomy places the organism in Eukaryota, Metazoa, Arthropoda, Insecta, Hemiptera, Aphididae. The record is from RefSeq and is a predicted model, not a curated record. Gene Ontology annotation, cellular component: nucleosome. Gene Ontology annotation, molecular function: DNA binding; protein heterodimerization activity; structural constituent of chromatin. The transcript has a single exon. The coding region runs from base 178 to 558 and encodes 126 amino acids.
UGAACACGUAAUUCUGUCAAAUCCUGUUUAUUCCCUUUAACUUAUUACAUUUCGGCAAAUUAUCAAAUUACGUAUUUUCUCGGGUAAAUUAUAUAUACCAUCGUUUUAUCGUGAUUCGAUAACAGUUAUAUUUAGAGUUUUUUGUCGUUAACAACCACCCUUUAAACAAUAACCAUCAUGGCUCCGGGAGGUAAAUGUGCUGGAAAGGUGAUGAAAAAAUCGUCCGACAAGGCCCAAAAGAACAUCGCCAAAUAUGACAAGAAGCGCAAGCCAAACAGGAAAGAAUCAUAUGCCAUCUACAUCUACAAAGUAUUAAAACAAGUACACCCCAACAUCGGCAUCUCAUCUAAAGCCAUGAAUAUCAUGAAUAGUUUGGUCAACGAUCUUUUCGAGCAAAUUACCGACGAAUCUAGUCGACUGACUCACUACGACGAACGUUUGACAAUCACCAGUCGGGAAAUUCAAACUGCUGUCCGAUUAUUGUUGCCCGGUGAAUUGGCUAAGCACGCAGUCAGUGAGGCUACCAAAGCUGUCACCAAAUACACCAAUUCAAAAUAGUUGGUAUUAUUGUUAAAACUCUAUAAAAAGGCC